Molecule: messenger RNA, 1857 nt
Organism: Pollicipes pollicipes
Lineage: Eukaryota; Metazoa; Arthropoda; Thecostraca; Pollicipedomorpha; Pollicipedidae
Product: CD151 antigen-like
Exons: 1
Coding region: 79-759 (226 amino acids)
Cellular component (GO): plasma membrane
Source: RefSeq, a predicted model, not a curated record
CGUGAGGCUGCUGCUCCGCCGAGCGUUGGUCGUUAGUCUCCGCAUCCCACACCCGCCAGAAGCGACGAGGCCGACACCAUGGGGUUCGGAAAGGGCAUCGAAGGCUGCGGGAAGAUGAUGCAGUACUUUCUGUUUCUGGCCAACUUCCUGAUCUUCGCGGGCGGCGUGACGGUGCUGACGGUGGGAAUCUGGACGCUGGUGGAUAAGGAUGACUUCAGGGAGAUGGUGGGAACCGAUGCGUACUCGAACGCGGCCAUACUGCUCAUCUUCGCCGGUUCGAUCGUGAUCGUCAUCUCGUUUCUGGGCUGCGUGGGCGCUCUGAAGGAGAUCAAGUGCAUGCUGCUCACCUACUUCAUCAUCCUGCUGAUCCUCUUCAUCUUCCUGCUGACGGCCGGCAUCCUGGCCUACGUGUACCGCGACGAGGUAGGCAGCAGGAUCGAGAAGGAGUUGACGGAAACGAUGGCCAAGUACUCAACCAACGAAGCCGUCAAGCAGGCGUGGGACACGGCACAGUCGAAGCUGGAGUGCUGCGGUGUGAAGUCGGCCAGCGAGUGGGGCACCAGCAUACCCAAGUCGUGCUGCGCCGACCAGACCGCCGCCUGCACCACCGCCAACGCUUACAGCAAGGGCUGUCGGGCGGAGGUGGAGAUGUUCGUCAAGGACCACGCCAAGGUGGUCGGCGGGGUUGGAAUCGGCAUCGCCUGCAUCAUGAUCCUGGGCAUGAUCUUCUCGAUAGCGCUGUACAAGAUGAUCGACUGAGCUGGGGUCGGACGAGUCGGUGACCGGGGGACGACCCUCCGGUGAAGGUCAAGCAGAAACAUCGACAUCGUGAUUGGCAGGAGUGGUGGAUAUGUCGGUGGCCAUUGCGCUUGGCAUGGAAAGACCUUGGAUAUGAGUGCUCGAUUCGAGAAGUUUUCGGACCGAGCGUUCGUUCAUUUCCGUCUGUUGUAGGGAUUUCUUCAGUCCUAAGUCGGCGAACUGUGCGACAUAUCGCGAUGUUGCUUCGGGCAAUGGUGGCUUAGCGUUGUUCUCGCUUGGAAAGAAAGCACGUGGAUUUAAUGCGAGUCACCGGAACGUACGCACCGGUCUGCGCCUUUCCUGCCUCAAGCGCGUUGUGUCUGCGCUUCAUGACAACGAGCAAAGUCGCGUCCGCGGGCCAGGGAGAAAUCGGCGGCAGUGUCCCAGAUCUAAAUGUGUUUCUCCGUGCGUGCGAAAUGCAGACCAACUUCGGUGCUCGUCGAGGCCUUAUUUACCAUCUGCAUGCAAUGCGCGUUACAGUUAGCGUGCUUGAAACGCGAUUUUUCGCAUCUUUGCACGUUGUUCAUUUGGUCAAAGAGCAUCCCUCAUAUUGUUCAUCAGGUUUAUCCUUACAGCAUGUGGCUAUAUCAGUGGAAAAACUGUUUAAAGAGAAUCGUUUUGACAAUGCGGAUGUCAUUCUUUCGACGCAUCGCUGUUCAUGCCAUGUUCUAGAGCCUGUUGGAAUUGUGCAUGCACAGCUAUUCAUUGGUGAAAUGUUGUGGAGCUGCACAGUAGUUUGUUUGGAAGUCUACGUGCAGUGAGUGAGCACAUCGUGUGUUCGCGAACUAAACAGAGUGCGCUGAGUCUCUGUGACUUAUUCAUCACCAAAGCAAUGUCACUCAGUAUGUUUCAAAAUUUCCCCCAGUCUUAUUUUUGAUGUGUGAUAUAUUUCGAGCCGGGCAGAUGUGUGCCAGGAGUUUGCCCUUCAUCCCGCACAAGUUUGUCGCUGAGGCCGAUAACCUGGAUCGCCUGAUCUGUCGACGCAACCGCAUGCGUGCCGUGGUCUUUUGGAUCUGCGAGGCGCACAUCAUGCCGUCCUGGUUUGGAGUCUCGGCGAGG